Messenger RNA from Cylicostephanus goldi, 221 nucleotides. NCBI's taxonomy places the organism in Eukaryota, Metazoa, Nematoda, Chromadorea, Rhabditida, Strongylidae. The record is from the annotation of a GenBank genome assembly.
AUGAUGGAAAGUAUUGGUGACUAUAAAACAUGCGCCAAGAUAUCCCAACAACGAGCCCCGCCAUCCUCCUCAGUGAAUCGUGCGAUUAUUGCUGAAGGAAUUGGCAGUUUGAUAGGUGCUUCAGUAGGACUUGGUACCGGCAUCACUGCCUAUGCUGAGUGUAUCGCGUUGAUGAACGUCACUAGGGUAAGUUCCUGCAAUGCUGACAAAGUUCGAUGAAA